This is a messenger RNA of Verruconis gallopava, 4215 nucleotides long. RefSeq lists its product as uncharacterized. The coding region runs from base 237 to 3188 and encodes 983 amino acids. The record is from RefSeq and is a predicted model, not a curated record. Lineage: Eukaryota; Fungi; Ascomycota; Dothideomycetes; Venturiales; Sympoventuriaceae. The transcript has 3 exons.
UGUGUUUUUUUUUUUUUUUUUUUGGGCUGAAUAUCCACGCACGUACCCACAAUCACACACCCACGCACCCGCGCGCCCACAUCCUCCAAUUCAUCUUCGUUCAUCUCUCGUUUCUGGUUGCUGCCGCCUGAUGCUGUCUUGACUCUUCUCUUCGACUUCUUGUCGGCCACCUGCUCCUCUCGCCGUCAUCGUCUUGCCCCGCGCCGCCGUCCCAUGUCCGCACCCGAACCGCAAUCAUGGACGUAGCGGGCUCCGCGUUUCCAAUCGCCCCUCUGCUGACCACUUGCUCGCACAUUGUGACCAUUCUUCACAAUGUCGGCAAGAAGUUCAAGCGUGCGCCGCUCAUGAUGACGUCCAUCGCGACGGAAUGCAGCCUCAUCCACGUUGCGCUCGCCCAGCUGCGAACCUUUGACUGGAGUGCGGUCAUCGCCAAUGCAGAGGGCCGUCAGGAACAGCUCACGCGCGCCACCGAGGCCAUCAUCCUGGGAUGCACGCUGACGCUCUCUGUCAUCGAGGAGUACGCCGUCGAGCUGCAGGAAUACGUCGACGGAGCCCCCCUGAGCCCCACCGAGCAGAUGGGCAUCAUGGCCAGGGUCCGUGUUCUCUGGAAAGAGGACGAGAUGCGAGAGCUGCUUCUGCAGCUGCGAGGGUACCAGACCGGUCUCACCGGCCUCAUCAGAGCCGCCCACGAUACCGACCUGAACGGAGACGAUGGCGACGCCAUUGGGAACACGGCCAACUACGCAACCCUGCUUCAGCGCUCGCGCUCGUCGCGCGCCCGCAAGCCGCUGUCUAUCCGCUCCGCCAUGCAGCAGGCCGCUACCUAUACCAGCAUCGCGCAACCGUCCAACACCGCCUCCACCACGAGCCUGGCCUCGGCCGCCACCGCCCAGUCGCGCCAGUCGACCGCCUCCUCCUCCGCCGUCACCACCAGCAGCGUCUCGUCCAAGAACAGGGAUGCCGACGGCGACCCCGCCCUGCACGAGUCGCACGCCAGCGCGCCCGCCUCCAAAAAGGGCUCAGCCGACGCUGCCACCAGCGCCAAACGCGUCAAACGCCCUGCCUUCCUCUCCCUGGCGCCCGAAGAGUCCGACUCCGUCAAGGACGGCCAGUCCAUUAUCACAAAACGGUCCAAGGAUCAGAUGCGAAAGAGCUCGCCCACCGUAGGGGACAAGUUCGAGUACGUGCCCGGCAUGCCCCCGCCGCCCUCGCUGCCGACCUCGCUGCCGACCUCGGAUUCGGCUUCGAGGGACGCCACGUCUGGCAGCGGCUCGAGGGACUCUCUGUCCGCUCAGACAGACGAGGACGCCAAAAAGGCAAAGCGUCCUUCCAAAGAUUCCUUCCAUGAGCCACCCGCCUCGUCUCCCCCCCGAGUGCCACUCCCAGAACCGCCCACAGACUCCGGCUCUCGAUCGCCGUCCCGAUCCAGGUCUCCCGCGCCCAAGAGCCCGAUGAGAUCCAUCCUACGCAACCCGUCAAACACGGACUUGCCCGCGAGCGCCACCGCGCACCGUCGCCAGGGCUCUGCCUCGCCGCCCAAGACGGACCAGACCCAGCAAGACGCGCCUGUCGGAGGCGACGACGAACCGGCAAAGGCCGCGGCCUCGACCCCCCCACAGGUGGACCCGUCCCGCUUCCCCGCUCCGCGAUCCGACUCACUUCCCUCGCCCCGCAAGCAGAGGUCCAACUCGAGCGUUCGCGACCAGAUCAUGGUCCUGCCGGAGACGGCGCGCCUGCGCAAGCAGGCCAGCAACGAGCUGUUGCGCAGGAAGACCAGCGCCGAGCUGCUGGGCCAAUCCGGCCUCCACGAGGCCGUGCCCGCCAUCCCCCCGCAGUCCCAGGACCGUGUCGUGGUCGGCAACGCCUUUGGCCGGCGAGGUUCGAACCCGUCGGCGCCUCAAGGCGUCGUCCCCCGCACAUCCUCGUUCGACAUGCUCACGGAUGCCGGUCGCAAACGAUCGGGGACCGACACGGCCCAGCAGACGACCUCCACGCAGGACAGGAUCCAAACGCAGCUGCCGCUCAACCAGAGACGCGGUCCGCAACUGCAACGAUCGGCCUCAGACGCUCGGCGACCGAGCAACCUGAAGCAUCUCAGCGCCGACACGAAGUCGGACGAAUCGAUGUCUCAGGCGUCCGACAGCGUCCAGUCACCGUCCACGAUCCCGACCUCGCCAAGCCAGACGUCGCAGUCCACCGCGCCUCUCGCGGACGCGUGGCCGUUGAACCAGCGCCCUGGUUUCCACGGCGAACUGUCGCAGCAUCAGUCCCACUACGGGUCCCGCCAUCAGCUGCACUCGGCCGAGCGUGCCUUUGCCCGCAGUCCUACCUUCGAGCGUCGCAGCCUGUCUCCCGAGUCGGCACCGAGAAUCAGCCGCUCCGUCACCCCGUACACGAGCACGUCGGGACAGCGAAGCCGCACCAACACGCUGAUGACCAUCGAGUCGGAGGUGGGCGAGUUGGACAAGCACACCCUCGGCGAAGGAUCGUCCGGAUACGGCUCCGGAGUGCCGUCUGUCCUGUCAAGUCAGUGGUACCAGUCGCCCCAGGACCGUCUCAACAUGGGUCCUCGUGUUAGCAUGGCCGACUCGAUCCCUUGGGAACUCGGUGACGAAGACGAGGGCGAGGACGAUGAUGCGAACGAAGAGCAGUUCACGCGCUUCCACCCGACGCCCCGGCUCGGAACCAGCUCGGAGACGGUCCGCGUGCCUGCCCGGUCGAAUUUCGACUCGCGGCCGCAAUCCCCUCCACGCUCACCCUUGCUCACCGACGGCUUCCUUGUCAACGUCAAGUCCGGGUUGCCCAGAGACGACCUCUCGGCGAGACGCAUGCUCCCGCCGCCGUCCGAGGCCCCGUCCACGCGUCCGAGCACGAGCAUGAACAGCUACAGCACGAGCAGCGGAUCCAGCAGCAGCAAGAACAAAAAAGAAAAGGAAAAGAAGAAGAAAGAAAAGAAGUCUACGAAGACGACCAUGCGUGACCUGUGGAACAUGUACAAGGAGUCCACCAACACGGUGUACACGACGACGUACCAACGCGCCGCUGAAGAGCAACGCGUAGACGCCGAAAAGCGUUCCCUCACAAACAGCAGCAGCACGUCCGGCUCGACACGGGUGCACAGCAGCAUGGAUGGUCAGAUACCGACUUCAUCCAAGGGUUCAAAGAUCUCGCCAUACGGAAAAGGAUAACGGAAACAAAGACAAGAAGUCCAAGGCCGGUCUUUUCACCAUGAAAGAACUUUGGUCCGAGUACAAGGCUGCGACCAACAGCUGGUACACGUCACCGUACAAGCAAGAGGUUGCGCACCAGCUUGAGACUCCAGACACUUUUGGCCGUCACUAAGCGCCUUUUCUCGCUUUUUUCCUACGAGAGGAACGUCGUCCCUUUUUUUCCUCAUCUUUUUUUUUGGCACGACCGCCCUCCCCCACUCCCUAAAACCCACCCGUCGUCGAUGACCAACGCGCUUUCGUCCGCAUAGAUACCCAACCACUCGAUUUUCCUACGUUCUUACAACGCGAACGCCGAAUUCUCCAGCGAUGAUGGUAACGUCCUUUUAGAGGUGCCUGGUCAAUCUUGUGUAACAGUCUCCCGAUUCCCCCACCCCUUUUCCUCCCCUCUCCACCCCAGGCAGCAUUGUUUUCUUUCCUCUACUACGAAUCCCCUAUCUCAUUCAGCAUAGAUACUGUCGAAUUCAUAAAUUUCACGAAGAAAAGGGGGACUCCCCUGGCCCCCUCACAAGAACAAUGUCUAGGGCGGAAAGGCUGUAGAAUUUUGAAAUUUUGCAUGUCAUGAACGAACACGCGAAGAGUGGGGAAAAUAAAAAAAGGUAUCAUGGAAUUCAGGUUGGGUGGUCUGUUGUGGAAGAGCUGGGUGUGUUCUUGGAAUUGGGAAAUUAAACCCCCCCCCCCACCCCUAUGUCAAAGCUUGCACGUGUCCAUCACAGCGUUAUUGUUUUUUUAUACAUAUAGUUUGGCCAGGACAAGUGGGGAAGGUCCAUGUGUUCUGUUUUCGUUUUCUGCUCCUCUGCUCGGCUGCUAGCUCUCCAUACUUAACAGGAGCGCCGCACAUGUUACAAGCACCGAAGCCCGUCACUACGGCAACCUUAUACCCUUUGGAUCAUUUUUGGCCUGAACUGUACCCAUGUUUACUCCGACUAGAUGAGCCUAACACGCAAUUAGCAUCAGAGCUAUUUGGACACUCCAUUUCAAGUCUUUU